AUGUCUACACCACGUAGAAGGAUCGAGACUGAUGUAAUGAAGCUCCUCAUGAGUGACUAUGAAGUCAACCUUGUUAAUAAUAGCAUGCAGGAGUUUUAUGUUCGGUUUCAUGGGCCCGAAGAUACACCUUUCGCUGGCGGUGUUUGGAAAGUUCACGUUGAACUCCCUGAUCAAUAUCCAUUUAAAUCACCGUCGAUUGGAUUCAUGAACAAAAUUUUUCAUCCCAAUAUCGAUGAAUUAAGCGGUUCCGUUUGUCUUGAUGUAAUCAAUCAAACCUGGAGUCCAAUGUUUGAUAUGAUUAAUAUCUUCGAAGUAUUCCUUCCACAACUUUUGAGAUACCCAAAUCCCACAGACCCACUCAAUGGCGAGGCUGCUGCGUUGUUAAUGAGAGAGCCACAUACUUAUGAAGGCAAAGUAAAAGACUAUGUCAGUAGGUUUGCUACGAAGGAAGCAGCAGAUGCGGCAACAGAUGAAAGUUCUUCGAGUGAUGAAGCAAGUUCUGUGGAUUCAUAUUCAGACGAUGAAGAAAGUCCAGACAUGGAAUCAUAA
Acaulospora morrowiae is the source of this 549-nucleotide messenger RNA. The record is from the annotation of a GenBank genome assembly. NCBI's taxonomy places the organism in Eukaryota, Fungi, Glomeromycota, Glomeromycetes, Diversisporales, Acaulosporaceae.